AUGGACUACAGCAUGGAGGACACCCAGAAUGCCGCCCCCGGCAGCGUCCAGGCGGCCAAGCUCGGCGGCACCAAGAAGGGACCCGACGCGCAAAGUGUCACCAAGAGAUUGCAGACGGAGCUGAUGCAGCUUAUGACCUCGCCGGCCCCUGGCGUCUCUGCCUUCCCUUCGGCGGACGGGAACCUCAUGUCCUGGACGGCCACUAUCGAAGGUCCCGACCAGACCCCCUACGCCGGCCUGACGCUGAAGCUCAGCCUGUCCUUCCCCACCAACUACCCCUACGCGCCGCCGACGGUGCUCUUCACGACACCCAUCUACCACCCCAACUUUGACUUUUCCGGCCGCAUCUGCCUAGACAUCCUCAAGGACAAAUGGACGCCCGCCUACAACAUCCAGACCGUCCUUCUCAGCUUGCAAAGUUUGCUGGGUGAGCCAAACAACUCCUCUCCUCUCAACGGCGAGGCCGCCGAGCUUUGGGACAAGGACUUUGAGGAGUUCAAGCGCAAGGUCCUCGCUCGUCACCGCGACGUCGAAGAAGAGUGA
This is a messenger RNA of Colletotrichum higginsianum IMI 349063, 543 nucleotides long. RefSeq names its product Ubiquitin-conjugating enzyme. Lineage: Eukaryota; Fungi; Ascomycota; Sordariomycetes; Glomerellales; Glomerellaceae. The transcript has 3 exons. Bases 1 to 543 code for a protein of 180 amino acids. The record is from RefSeq and is a predicted model, not a curated record.